AUGCUUCUCGAGUUUGUUGACUCCCUAACCCGCGAGAAGGUAGAUGAGUUCCUUCCCGUGCGCUGCCCUGAUGAGCUCCGCGAUCAGCAUGACUCUACUGGUGGUACCUUAACCUACAUCAUUCGCGGGUGCCCCUCAGGUCUCGGCGAGCCGUGCUUUGAUAGGCUUGAGGCUGUCUUUGCCCACGCUAUUAUGUCUAUUCUUGCUGCCAGGGGCCGUCAGGAUCCCAAUGUUGCUCCUCGCGCCGUUUCUAUCGUCGAGGCCAUGACCGCUCUAACUAUUGCUGAAGCCCUUAUGGCUCAGCACGCGAGGCAGAUGGGCAUGAAGAUCCGCAGCUGGAAGAUGGUACAUUAA
Colletotrichum siamense is the source of this 354-nucleotide messenger RNA. It is a transcript of the gene aro-2-0, whose product is annotated as Chorismate synthase. NCBI's taxonomy places the organism in Eukaryota, Fungi, Ascomycota, Sordariomycetes, Glomerellales, Glomerellaceae. Gene Ontology annotation, molecular function: chorismate synthase activity; FMN binding. The record is from RefSeq and is a predicted model, not a curated record. Gene Ontology annotation, cellular component: cytosol. The transcript has a single exon. The coding region runs from base 1 to 354 and encodes 117 amino acids. Gene Ontology annotation, biological process: aromatic amino acid biosynthetic process; chorismate biosynthetic process.